AUGUCUUAUCAGGAGAACCAUUGUGCACGGCCAAAGCAAGACCAAGGUGGCGCAGGAAUGUGUCAAUUUUGCGCAGGUGAGGGACCACGCGGAUUCUCCCCUCAUAACGUUCAGAGCGAUCAGCGGGCAAAGUCAAUGGUUUUACUGCAGCACGGGUAUGUCGGUCGAUCAUGCGGUCUAGGCGCUAGGCAUGGCCAACUCGAAGCGCGGACGGUUGGAAACAGGGUCGCCGUGGGCUUCUACAUGCGUGACGCCAAGACCAACGAGCGGCUUAAAACUGGCGCCCUAAUUGGCCCUGUUCACUUUCCAGGGACGUACUCAAUCCAAUGA
Messenger RNA from Penicillium coprophilum, 330 nucleotides. RefSeq lists its product as uncharacterized. The record is from RefSeq and is a predicted model, not a curated record. The coding region runs from base 1 to 330 and encodes 109 amino acids. Lineage: Eukaryota; Fungi; Ascomycota; Eurotiomycetes; Eurotiales; Aspergillaceae. The transcript has a single exon.